AUGACUCCAAAUAAACUACAGCCUCGGUCAAACGAGCCGCUCAUCCGGCGCCUCAAUUUGAAUCGCCCAAAGCUAUUUAGGAAUCGGGAAGUCCAAGCAUGUCACCAAUGUCGCCUUAGAAAAGUUAAAUGCGAUCAGACUAGGCCUCGCUGUCAAAAUUGUCAGACACAUGAACGUACUUGCGUUUAUAGCCAAACACCUCGGACACCAGAGAGCCACCACGGUGGAGACCUGGUCAUUCGGCUCAACCAACAGGGCCACCUCAACACCACUAGCGAGUCUCAAGCGCGGUAUUACUCCAGCUCAUCUUGGGUGGUAGAUGUGGACGGCCCGAAUGGUUCUCGGCCUUCCGCUGGUCCCGGUAUUGGUCCCUGUGCGAAAUCGCGAGAGACAUCAGCUCCCCCCACAUUACAGGGAGGCCUGGAAUUUCCCGAUGGUCAAGCUCACUUGUUUGUGCAACUAGCGGAGGUGGACAGACUCAUUCAUUGGUAUUCGAAUUACUGCCAUCUCUGGUAUCCCAUUGUCGAUAUUCCUGAGGUUAUAAUAUCCCUUGAAAAUCUAAGACACAACCGUAGCUCCCCUGUGGGCUCGUUGGCGCUGAUUGCGGCGAUCUGCUUUGCUGCAGCGUGUUCUUUUAAUGCGUCUGGUGACUUGAAGUCACUGUCCCCUAUAUCUGCUUCAUCGGCAUGGAAAGACCUAGCAGUCCAGCUGCUUUCAAGCAACGUAUACCCCCGACAGCCCAACCUGAACACUGUCCGAGCGGCCUUUCUCCUUGCUCUCCCAAGCGUGGCAGACGGAAGGACACAUCCAGAUCCGGGCCCUGUCUGCGUAUUGUUGCGAGCUGCUCAGUCUCUGGGUUUGCACCGCGAUCCCUCAUCCUUUAAUCUGCCCCCUAGUGAGGUGGACUUUCGCCGGGUCCUCUGGUGGUGCAUCCAUAGUUUGGACGUCUGCUACUCGGUCGCCCAUGCAUUACCACCAUUAAUCCACGCUACCGCUACCGAUGUUCAAACCAUGGAGCAAAAUGGCAUGUCAGAGCGCAAGCUCAUAGGAACUAUCAUACGAGUAAACUCCUUAAUCUCUGCAAUCUUCCAAACCGUCUACGGUAUCCGUCAACCAACAGGCAAAGACAUCCAAGAUUUGGACGAAAAGGCAACAAAAAUAUGCACCGACGAGAUCUCCACCCGAACAUCCCUCGAAAUGACCGCAGCAGAAAAAUUCAUCACAAUGAGCCAAAGAAUGUGUUGCUACAAAAUGCUCUUCAUCCUCCAUCAGCCCUACCUACGAUCGACCCAAUGGCCGCAAACUUCCAGACAAAAGGCACUAGCCGCAUGCCAAAACUACAUCAAUGACUACUUGUUGGGUAUUGCAGAUCCUGAGUUAGCUCCGUAUAGAUGGAUUCUUGGACAUUUCGAUGUCACCCAUGCCUGUGCUAUUGUUCUUCAGGACAUGAUUCAGCAUCCGGGAUCUGUGGAAUCCGUCGGAAUGCGGAGUUUGGUGGAGACUUGCUUCUUCACUUUCUCGUCGGAUUCGCAUCCCGACUGGGCGAAAUUGGAGGCGCUGGGUUCGAAGGCUUGGGCUGCGAAUGGAUGGCCUUGCCCUUUUCAGCAGGACUUGAGUUCGUUAGGUGCGGAUGCGAGUCUUUCGGAUUGGGAUCCGUUGUUUGCGUCUUUUAUUUGGGAGAAUAUGUUGCUAUAA
Molecule: messenger RNA, 1695 nt
Organism: Aspergillus oryzae RIB40
Lineage: Eukaryota; Fungi; Ascomycota; Eurotiomycetes; Eurotiales; Aspergillaceae
Exons: 1
Coding region: 1-1695 (564 amino acids)
Biological process (GO): regulation of DNA-templated transcription; DNA-templated transcription
Molecular function (GO): DNA binding; zinc ion binding; DNA-binding transcription factor activity, RNA polymerase II-specific
Source: RefSeq, a predicted model, not a curated record